UAUUGUGUGAGGUGGCAGUAAAGAUGACGUAGACAAGAAAUUUAUUGACGACCUCGUACGUUUGGCGGCAAAUGGGAAGUGACUUGAAUUAAGUUCCCGCGCUUUCCAACGAAACUGACAGUUUGAUCAACACCAUUUUAAUAUUUCUAGAUGAGAAGCAAUAUUUUCAACUGCAAUUGGACAAUUUGAAUUAAGGUACGUAAUCUAUUAGGGUAUAAAGUACGCACACAUUGUACGCUUGAAGGAAGCUCUGAAGUACAUUGAGGUAUCAUGGUUUGUAAUGGUACGUAUGCAAGUGAUGGCAUUUUGAGCAGAACUAGUUUAUGGGACAUGCGAGCAGCUAGCCCACGUAGGCCUCGCACAAUGCUUUGCAGAGUGAUUUGAUGUUUCAGAUAGUAAAACAGAUGUAUAUUUAGUCUCAUUCUAGCAAGCUUAAUUUCUACAUGAACACAAAAAAUUGAGAACAUGGUAAUUGAACUACAGCCGAUAAUCUUAUAUCCUUUGCGUUGAAUGAGUUCUGAAACUCAGAGUUUCCUCUGUGCGAGUUGUGCGGUGAACAUGUUGAGCUUGGCGUCAAUCCAAUCACGAUUUCGGCAUCAGUCUAUAUCAUCUGUGAGGACGAAGUUAUCUAUUUCAGGUACACAAGUCGCGAGCCAAGACUCUGUCUCAAGUUUGUCAUGCGGGUUGUGCUCGUCUGAAUUUAUGAGCGUGCGACCUCCUGAAACGCUUCAACCAGUUGUAUAUCGGUCCCCACAAUGUAUAAUAUAGUGAAAUCCCUCCUGUCUCAACAAGAGACCUUCGAGGGCAAACAAGGUAAAUCUUAUCGGAAGGUUGGAAUGGCCACGGAUUCGGCAUCGCUGAGAACAUGGCAGCCAUUUGUCGUGCUAAAGAUCUCCGAGCUAGGAGAUUACGCGCAAGAAUCAGUACAAACGGUAUCUUCGUAAACUAGGCGUUUCUAUCAUAGGUCUACUCAAAUGCCGAAAUUGCGAGUUUGUGCAUGUCUAAUCAGUCCUAUUACGUUCUUUGAAUUUUGAGCCACCCGCCAGAACUCGUGGAUCGUGCCCAAGAGAUAGGAAAUAUCA
Molecule: messenger RNA, 1082 nt
Organism: Plasmopara halstedii
Lineage: Eukaryota; Oomycota; Peronosporomycetes; Peronosporales; Peronosporaceae
Exons: 1
Coding region: 756-944 (62 amino acids)
Source: RefSeq, a predicted model, not a curated record